CUCAGAGAACAGAUUUCUCAACUUAGAAAUAUGAAACAGAAUGUCCCAGAGAGCUCAUGUGGGCAAUGACUCACAACUUUUAGUUCAUAUUUAUUCUCUGACAUUUGUUUAUUCUCUGCUGUUUGUGCCACAUUGAUUAUUUAUUUAUUUUAGUUUUUGCAUGCAUAGUGUUCCUGUGGCUCAGUGGUAGAGCAUUGCGUUAGCAGCAUAAAAGGUCGUGGGUUCAAUUCCCAGGGAACACACAUACUGAUAAAAAAUGUAUAGCCUGAAUGCACUGUAAGUCGCAUUGGAUAAAAACAUCUGCUAAAUGUAUAAAUGUAAAUGUAAUGCAUGCACUCUCCUAAGUUGUAUUCAGUGUUGGAAAGGUUACUUUGGAAAUGUAAUAGAUUACAAGUUACCCUAUUUAAAAUGUAAUAAGUAGUGUAAUUAUUUAAUGCACUUUAUUAAAAUCUAAUGUAACUGAUUACAUGUGAUUACGUUUUGAUUAUUUUUAACUAACUGUUAAUUAUUUUCAGACAUUUAAAGCAAGAAGGGUUAACCUUACAGCACUUAACACUGAUUACUGUCAGAUUUUCACAAUCCUUUAUCACAACAGUAUGAAGAGAAAACUGGCAACAAGGACAUCAUCGCUCUCUAGUGUCCAAAGCAAAAAAGGAAAGAAAAAAAAUCACAUUUUACACAAUAGAGGGCACUAUAAGUAGAUGUUGCGGUUUUCAUAAUUACUGCAGUUUAUAAUAAUAAUAUAUAAUAAUAAUAACAACAACAACAACAACAAACUCAAUUAAACACAGAUUACUUCAGUUUAUUGGAAUAAAUUAUCUUUAUACUGUCAUUUAUUUUCAAGUGGCGCCAUCUGGUGUGUUUUAAAUAACAGCAGCUAAACAGCAUAACAGCAACAGGUGACUGCAAGUGUCAUGUGACGUAACACAUAAUGUGAAAAUUGUGUCACCAAACUUUGCUGUCACUUGAUGUGCAUGUGAAGUUGACAGAGAUGAUCUUCAUUAUGUUUUAAUGCUAAGUCAAAGCUCACUUUUUCAUUUAUUGGAUUGAUUUAAAACUGUAUUGUAUGUUUUCGAAUGAAAAUGCAGUGAAUGACUAAAUUAUAGUCACCAGUGAUAGAAACACUGAAGAUCCUAAAGUUGAUGGUAUCUUUAAUUGUUAAAAUCCAGACACUUGAAAUUAAAGUGCUGUGAAAUAGUUGUUUUUUAAAAGCUGGUUUUGGGUACGAGUCUAUAAUCUACUGACAGCUUUAGUAAACAAAAUAGAUGUCUUCUGAUGAGAUCUAGUAAAAUAACUAAAUCCAAUAUUCCUAGAUGAGAGAUUAUAGUAGAUUUUUAUUAGAUAUAUACACCAAUGAACCAUUACAUUGGCCACCUAAUAACCUGCAGGACCGUAGCCAUGCGACGAUGCAUUGAUUCGUCGAGGCGGCAUCUCCUAUGUAUCUGGUACCAUAAUGUCAACAACUGGUCCUCCAGUUCCGUAUAUUGCAGGGUGGCAAUGUAGCGCAAUCCCCCUUUUACAAGUCGAACAACAUUGGGAUUGCGUCAGGUGAAUUUGGAGGCCAAGUCAUUGACUGAUAUUCACCAUCAUGUUCCUCAAAUCACUCCUUGAUAAUUCUGGCAGUGUGGCAUGACCCAUUAUCAUGUGGUAAAUUCUUAAUUUACUUUUAAUACUUUAUAUAUACUACUUUACAAUAAUAAUACUUUACUUUUUACACGUAAACGAGGGUCACCACCUGAUUUUUGUAUCCGCACAUAUUUUGUAUGGACAGGUCGCACAUGCACACUGAAUUUUUGCAGUAUUCAGUUGUUCCACAAGGUGGCAACACUGUCCUGGGCCGUUGUUUCACAGUAGAAAACAAAACUAAAGAGAGGGAACAACAACAAAAUAGCAGAGAAUGCAACAACAACAGACAGCUGCAUUGACAAACACUUGUGAGUGAGAGGGAAUGGGAUAGCCAAGCUUUGGUUUAAAAGUGUUCAAAAAUAUCUGUUAUCAGUCAUAAAUUAUGAGGAAAAAUAGAGCAGACACUGGACAUGGAUGAAGCUUUCAAAUGCGCCUGUGUCGACCGCCUGCGUUCACGCACAUCAUCAAAUGGAGUACACUUAGAUUAUAGAUUUUGAGGCCUAAAGUGACCCAAGAAAACAUCGCCCCCCAGCAUAACACUGCCACUGAUGCUGGCCUGUGUCCACACAACAGUGCAUAUAGCCUCUGACGGUAAUCAGCGUUGAAAUCUUGAUUCAUCAGACCAGGCCACUUUCUUCCAAUCUCGAUGAUCUUGGGCCCAUUUCAUGUGUUGCUGGCGAUGGCGUGAAGUUAGUAAGAACUGGACCCUAUAGUAUAGUAGUUUAGUAAAGUGUGACAGAUGAUUUUGCUAUUGUUUUUAACAGUUUCUAAUGUUUUUUUUCUCUCUCCAGGAGAUUAAAGAAAUUUACAACGCUGUAAAUAGUAACAGCACAGGAAGAAACUUGUCACCUACAAAUGAAACAUUCAUGCUCUGAAUGCCCAUCACUGACAUGUGUUUGUCCACCCAAUGGAUAGAAUAUUAACCACAGCUGGUUUCAGUUUGACUCAGAAGAUAAACCUCAGUAAAGCCGGUACUGCGAGAUCGUAACACGGUUUUAAAUUUGUAUUCUGGGUUUUUCCAUUCACUAAAAUUUAGAAUAUAUUUAUACAUAAUUUUAAAAUCACUAUAUGUUCACCAUGAAAUGUAGUUCAUCCACAAUUCACACAAUAAUGUUCUACUUGUAGCCAUUUCACACAGUCAGGUAACUACACUCAGAAGAAAAGCUGUCACUGAGGCAGUUAUAUGAACCCUUCUAAUUUGAACACUUACCUUUUGAUAAAAAAAAAAUCAAUAAUAUUUUUUAUCCAUUAAAACCAGUAAAAAUCUUAAUAAGGGCUAGAUGAAGUAUAACAUUAUAUCAUAUGCAAAUGCAGGAUGUGAACUAGGAGGGUCAAACGCUGUCAGAGGAGGAUUCACACAACACUUCAACAGUUCUGCUGUUAGAUCACACACUGAAGUGCUGAAGAAAAUGUUUCACGAGUUUGUCUUGUUCUGUUUGUGCUGCUGGAGUCUGACUGGUGUGUUUGGUGAUUCAGUGUCAGUGAUGGAGGGAGAUUCUGUCACUUUAAACACUGAUGUUACUGAAAUACCUGAAGGCGACAACAUAGUGUGGAAAUAUGGAGCUGAAAAGUCUCUAAUUGCUAGAAUGAACAAAAAGAAGCAAGACUUCUCAUCUGAUGUUCUUGAUGGGAGAUUCAGAGACAGACUGAAGCUGGACAAUCAAACUGGAUCUCUGACCAUCACAAACAUCACAACUCAACACGCUGGAUGUUAUGAACUACUGAUAAGUGGAGCAAAAAGAACAUCAAAAACAUUCAACGUUUCUGUCUACGGUGAGAAGAAAUCAUUUGUCAAAAUGUUCACAUAUUCUACUUACAUAGUCAAAUAUUUAUUUAUUUUAUAUUUUGAGAUGACAGACACAUUCAGUGACCGUCGACACACUAAACACUCACUCAACACUAAAUCUACAGAUUCACUACAAUUCACAAUGUUGAAAAUGAGACAAUUAUGUUCAUAUUCCUCUUAUUCUCUGAUGUUUCCAGCUCGUCUACUUGUUCCUGUCAUCAGCAGUAACUCUUCACAAUGUUCUUCAUCUUCAUCAUCGCAGCAGAAUUGUUCAUUGUUGUGUUCAGUGGUGAAUGUGAGUCAUGUGACUCUCUCCUGGUACAAAGGAAACAGUUUAUUGUCCAGCAUCAGUGUGUCUGAUCUCAGCAUCAGUCUCUCUCUACCUCUGGAGGUGGAAUAUCAGGAUAACAACACCUACAGCUGUGUGCUCAACAAUCCCAUCAGCAACCAGACCACACAUCUGGACAUCAGUCAACUCUGUCACACAUGUUCAGAUUCAGUUUCUCUGAUAGUGUUGAUUUCUGCUGCUGCUGGAUCUCUGUUGAUUGUCGCUGCAGUCGUGAUCUUCUGCAUGUGCUGGAAACACAGAAAAACUGAUCAAAAAGUUGAGACUUGUGAAGAAGAGAUCACUUACGCCGAGACGACAUUCUACAAAAGAAGCACACAGAAAUCGGCAAGACAAUUUAUUGUUAAUAUGUUGAGUAUUUGUAUAAUUGGUAACACUUUACAAUAGGGUGUUAUUGUGAACAUUAGUUAAUGUAUUGACUAACUUGAACAAACAAUGAACAAUACAUUUACAGUAUUUACUAAUCUUUGUUAACGUUAGUUAAUAAAAAGUACAGUUGUUCACUGUUAGUUCACAGUGCAUUAACUUAAACACAACUUUUGAUUUUAAUAAUGCAUUAGUAAAUGUUUAAUUUAAUAUAAUAUUGAAAAGUAUGAGAUUAAACAUUCAAAAUCAUAACUUAAAAAGUUCUCAUACACAAAGUUUAAAUAAUGAGAUUAACAAGUUAAAAUUCUAAUUGAAAAUGUUGAAAUUAUGACAUACUAAUUUUAACUUGCAUAUAUCAUUAUCUGACUUGUUAUAUUUUGUAAUUUUUAAUCACAUAAUUUUGACUUUGUAUGCCAUUUUUUAUUGUGAUUUACCAGAGCAUUUUUUUUUCUUAUUGACACAAUAACUACUUUUUGUUGGGCAAUGUAUUGUCCCAGAAAUAACUGUGGUAUUAUUGCCAUUUUAAGACCACUUUAUGCCACUAAAUAUAUAAUGAUAAUAUAACAGCAUAAUAAUGCAAGUAGUGCAAGCAUAAUUUUGCAUGCAAAAGACUGUCAAACACAUCCAUCUAAUGCACGUUUACAUAAAAAAAAAAAACAUUUAAAAAUAAAUAAAUAAAUAAAUAAUCAGCACAAGCGGAAUGCAAAAAUGCAUUCUCUCCUUUGUGAAAGUCCCUUUACGCUGGCUGUGAGAGAGCACCAUUUUGCGUUGUUACAUAUGUACCAGGUCCAGAACUGUGAAUUGUGGCUUUGAGUCGAUUCAGACUUCCAUACUGGAGUCUGGAGAUGUAAGGAAAACACUGUAGGGCCUCAAAUGUUGCCUUCUUUUAACCUGUCCGCAUUUUACAUAUAUUGUGCAAUAACUCAAUAUAUUGAUUAUUGCAACAGGUAUAAGGCAGUAAUGAGCUUUCAUAGCAUAAUAAUCUACCACACAAACGCACCAUGUGCUUAUAAAAGACUUGGUACUUUUUGGUACACCAAAAAAAAAAAAACACAUUGCUUUUAGUAUUAAUAUUGUUGUUAUUGUUAUCAUUAUUAUUAUUGUAUAUUGUGUCAUAUAUAUAUAUAUAUAUAUAUAUA
Molecule: messenger RNA, 5263 nt
Organism: Onychostoma macrolepis
Lineage: Eukaryota; Metazoa; Chordata; Actinopteri; Cypriniformes; Cyprinidae
Product: SLAM family member 9-like
Exons: 4
Coding region: 2907-4145 (412 amino acids)
Source: RefSeq, a predicted model, not a curated record